Onychomys torridus (southern grasshopper mouse) is the source of this 1666-nucleotide messenger RNA. RefSeq names its product SWI/SNF related, matrix associated, actin dependent regulator of chromatin, subfamily b, member 1 (gene Smarcb1). Gene Ontology annotation, biological process: regulation of transcription by RNA polymerase II; chromatin remodeling. NCBI's taxonomy places the organism in Eukaryota, Metazoa, Chordata, Mammalia, Rodentia, Cricetidae. The record is from RefSeq and is a predicted model, not a curated record. The transcript is spliced from 9 exons. Gene Ontology annotation, cellular component: nucleus; nuclear chromosome. The coding region runs from base 220 to 1377 and encodes 385 amino acids. Gene Ontology annotation, molecular function: transcription coregulator activity.
AGCGCCCCCCCCCCCCCCGCGCAUGCGCACGGAGGGUGGCCUGCUCGUCGUCGCCGCGGCCGCUAAGGAACCCAGUAGUGGCACGAGCGCCCGCCUGGCUCGCCCGGCCCGCUCUUCACCUCCGGGCCUCCGUUCUCUUCGGUCCAACGCACCUCGGCCCCGCCCCAGCCCACCGGAUUCUUCCCAGCUCGACCCCGGCUGCCGGUUGCCCCCGCCGCCAUGAUGAUGAUGGCGUUGAGCAAGACCUUCGGGCAGAAGCCCGUCAAGUUCCAGCUGGAGGACGACGGCGAGUUCUACAUGAUCGGCUCCGAGGUGGGAAACUACCUCCGUAUGUUCCGAGGUUCUCUGUACAAGAGAUACCCCUCACUCUGGAGGCGACUAGCCACUGUGGAAGAAAGGAAGAAAAUAGUUGCAUCGUCACAUGGUAAAAAAACAAAACCUAACACUAAGGAUCACGGAUACACCACCCUCGCCACCAGUGUGACGCUGCUGAAAGCCUCAGAGGUAGAAGAGAUUCUGGAUGGCAACGACGAGAAAUACAAGGCUGUGUCCAUCAGCACAGAGCCCCCCACCUACCUCAGGGAACAGAAGGCCAAGAGAAACAGCCAGUGGGUACCCACCCUGCCCAACAGUUCCCACCAUCUGGACGCUGUGCCAUGUUCCACCACCAUCAACAGGAACCGCAUGGGUCGGGACAAGAAGAGAACCUUCCCCUUGUGCUUUGAUGAUCAUGAUCCAGCUGUGAUCCAUGAGAAUGCAUCACAGCCUGAGGUGCUGGUCCCCAUCCGGUUGGACAUGGAGAUAGAUGGGCAGAAGCUGCGGGAUGCCUUUACCUGGAACAUGAAUGAGAAGCUGAUGACCCCUGAGAUGUUUUCAGAAAUCCUUUGUGACGACCUGGAUUUGAACCCACUGACUUUCGUGCCAGCUAUUGCCUCUGCCAUUAGACAGCAGAUUGAGUCCUACCCCACAGACAGCAUCCUGGAGGACCAAUCUGACCAGCGCGUCAUCAUCAAGCUGAACAUCCACGUGGGCAACAUCUCCCUGGUGGACCAGUUUGAAUGGGACAUGUCAGAGAAGGAGAACUCCCCAGAGAAGUUCGCCCUGAAGCUGUGCUCAGAGCUGGGUUUGGGCGGAGAGUUUGUCACCACCAUCGCGUACAGCAUCCGAGGACAGCUGAGCUGGCACCAGAAGACCUACGCCUUCAGUGAGAACCCACUUCCCACAGUUGAGAUUGCCAUCCGGAAUACCGGAGACGCUGAUCAGUGGUGCCCCCUGCUGGAGACACUGACCGAUGCGGAGAUGGAGAAGAAGAUCCGGGAUCAAGACCGGAACACAAGGCGAAUGAGGCGUCUUGCCAACACUGCCCCAGCCUGGUGAUGAAGCCAUCCAUGCUCAGCUUCCACGGAGCAUCUCAAAAGACUGCCUUUGCUUCCUCUGUGGUAAAGAGAGGCAAAGGGACAGCUGGUGCCAUCCUGAGGAAUGGGUAGGAAUGGGGUAGGGUCUCCUGGGUGCCUUCCUUCAGCACACAUUCCAUUUGCUAAGCCGGGCACUGUCCCCCAAAGUCUAACAUCAGGAAGCAGCCUCGUUUGGGUUGGUUUUGGUUUUGUAUAGGAGCCCCAGACAGAGCUAGCAACACUUUUUAAAUAAAAGUAACCAGUUGAGCUUC